AUGAAUAAGAGAGUUCAAAUACGUGAACUGGUGUUUCGGAGCGUAACCCUCAGGGGGUCUAACUGGAUGAGGAUGGAUCGUAAAACAUAUCCGUUUCACUUCAAACUUUUAGGGUUGGAGAAGGAGUCUGACUUGAAGCUUACGCAUUUGAAUUCUGCUGUCACUCCAAGUCUACACUCCUGUGGUGGCUGCAAUGAAUUCAAUUAUCUUAGAGCUCUUCAUCUUAGGGAAGUUGGUGUGACUCAAGAAGUUCUUGAGCUAUUCUUGUCAAAAUGUCCAGUUCUUGAGAGAUUAUCUGUGGAAUCUACCAAAAGUUUGGUUGGUUUGAGAGUUGCUGGACCCUCGAUUGCACUUAAGUAUCUUGAGCUAAGUAGUUGUCAUGCCCUCAAGAGCGUUCAUAUCUGUGACACAAACCUGGUUUCUGUAACCAUUAAUUCUAGAAAUUCUGAGAUUCGCCUACUUCUCAGUUAUGAGCCAUCACUUGUUGAGGAGUACUAUCCCAAUCUUGUAUUUCCCGAUUUUGCAAAUCUCAAGCAUUUGGAACUUAAUGUUGAGCAAGACAGCGAGAGGGGUCUUCAGAACCUAAUAUCUUUCCUGCAGGCAUCUCCACAUUUAGAAAAACUAGUAUUGAAGUUGGAUAGAUGGCUGACCCGCGAAUACUACAAGAUAAUAGGAAGCGUUAAGGAAAUGGAAUAUUGCCCUCAUUUUCACCUCAAGGUAGUUCAUAUAGAAAACUAUCGAGGUAGAUCACGCGUUAAGCAUAUCAGGUAUUUGAUCAAAAAUGCCUUUGCGCUGGAGAAAAUUGUUGUAAAACCAAUUCGUCAUCUAAUUCUGCCAACAGUGAACAGUGAAAGACGAGAAACUGCGCUGAGGAAUCAUGCCAUGCAAUGCCUGAAACAAAAAGUGCCUUCAUCUAUUGAAUUUGUGUGCAUGUAG
Argentina anserina (silverweed cinquefoil) is the source of this 936-nucleotide messenger RNA. RefSeq lists its product as uncharacterized. The coding region runs from base 1 to 936 and encodes 311 amino acids. The record is from RefSeq and is a predicted model, not a curated record. NCBI's taxonomy places the organism in Eukaryota, Viridiplantae, Streptophyta, Magnoliopsida, Rosales, Rosaceae. The transcript has 3 exons.